AUGAGAGCCACGCCUCCACAACCCUCGACUGGAAACCAUCCGCCCAGCCGCCUCGCUCACCAUCAACGCCCGUUCACAUACACCGGGCUGGAUUUCUUCGGCCCACUCCAAGUCACAGUAGGCCGCACACGACAAAAAAGAUACGGAGCGAUCUUCACCUGCCUAACCACGAGAGCGGUCCACGUCGAGGUGGCCGGAGAUCUGAGCACCGACUCCGCCAUCAUGGCACUCCGUCGCUUCAUAUCGCGACGCGGAUGCCCGACGGAGCUGUGGUCUGACCAGGGAACCAAUCUCCGCGGCGCGGACGCCGAGCUACAGAGGGCAGUACUAGAAGCUAUACAGGAAGACGCCAGUAUCCGGUUCAUCAAGUGGAGAUACAUACCGCCGAGCGCACCGUUCAUGGGAGGAGCAUGGGAGCGUCUGGUACGGAGCAUCAAAACAGCUCUGUACACCGUACUGCACGAACGCGCCCCGAAAGAAGAGGUCCUGCACACUCUAUUGGUCGAGGCAGAGCACACCCUCAACAGCCGCCCUCUCACCCAUGUAUCCACUGCUCCAGAAGACGAGAACCCCCUGACUCCGAACCACUUCCUACUGGGGGGUCCCUCACGAGUACCACUGCCUGGAGCCUUCACAGACACUGACAUCGAUGGGCGCAAAAUCUGGCGGACCAGCCAACGACUGGCCGACAUGUUCUGGUCACGCUGGGUAAAAGAAUACCUCCCUGAUCUCCAGCACAGACGAACUCCGAGAGCCACCAACGGCGCGCUACAACUGGGAGACUUGGUGUUCAUAGCCGACGGGACGCUACCACGCAACACCUGGCCCCGCGGCAUCAUUGUGGCUACAUACCCAGGCCCCGACGGAGAAAUAAGGGCGGUCGACGUGCGGACAAACAGAGGAAUUCUGCGCCGUCCUACAAAGAAGCUGGUAAUCAUUGCAACGGGAGACAACGAGACAACGAAGCGCGAACCCUAG
Molecule: messenger RNA, 978 nt
Organism: Hyposmocoma kahamanoa
Lineage: Eukaryota; Metazoa; Arthropoda; Insecta; Lepidoptera; Cosmopterigidae
Exons: 1
Coding region: 1-978 (325 amino acids)
Biological process (GO): DNA integration
Molecular function (GO): nucleic acid binding
Source: RefSeq, a predicted model, not a curated record